This is a messenger RNA of Apus apus (common swift), 2154 nucleotides long. RefSeq names its product GLI pathogenesis related 2 (gene GLIPR2). The record is from RefSeq and is a predicted model, not a curated record. Lineage: Eukaryota; Metazoa; Chordata; Aves; Apodiformes; Apodidae. Gene Ontology annotation, cellular component: extracellular region. The transcript has 5 exons. The coding region runs from base 243 to 707 and encodes 154 amino acids.
AGGCGUGGGCAGGCUUACUCCAGUGUUGGAGAAGGGGUGGUAACACGUUGAUGCUGCUGAGUUUUCUCCGGCAGCGGUCGCAGGCGGCUGAAGAAGUUGGACUGAAAUUGCAAACGCUUCGUUCCGCGGCACUUAGCAGCGAAACUCUGGCAAGAGAAGCAGCAGGUGAAAUUUGAAAAAAACAAAACAAAACAAAAAAACCCACACCAAAAAUCCCAAACUCAACACGACACCACUUGAUCAUGGGAAAAUCAGCUUCCAAACAAUUUGCUGAAGAAGUCUUGAAAGCACACAAUGACUACAGGAAGAAACACGGAGUCCCCCCAUUAAAACUCUGCAAGAAGCUAAACAGAGGAGCCCAACAGUAUGCAGAAGAACUGGCUUCCACAAGGGUCCUCAAACACAGCUCUGAGUCUGCCAAUGGAAAAUGUGGAGAAAACCUAGCAUGGGCAUCCUAUGACCAACCAGGAAAGGAUGUGGCUGACAGAUGGUACAGUGAAAUAAAGAAUUACAGCUUUCAAAACCCAGGGUUUUCUUCAGGGACAGGUCACUUCACAGCAAUGGUCUGGAAGAACACAAAAAAGAUGGGAGUCGGAAAAGCAUCUGCUAGUGAUGGCUCAACAUUUGUGGUGGCUAGAUAUGAUCCAGCUGGAAAUGUAGUAAAUCCAGGCUAUUAUGAAGAAAAUGUCCUUCCUCCAAGAAAAUAACUUUUUUUUUUUUGUAAGGUAGUCUUAUUACUUAAUGACAAGUGAACCUGGAUUUGGACUUUACGGUGUUUAGAAUGAAGUAGGAUUCAGUGAAAUUUCCUGUUGGAUACUGCCAUUCACUUCUCAUGAUAGAGGAAGCAAUUCAUGUUGCUUAAUGUGAUCUGCACAUUAGGUCCCUGUUGUUUCUGACGGGGCUUCAGUUUAUGCAAGGAGGAAGUAUAUGCAGCAUUUCUGAGGGGUAAAAUUUAUAAGGGUUUCUUUUUUUAUUUUUUUUUUUAAUAGUUUGCAUGAAUUCUGUGUCGGCAUGUGAGUAAGCACAUGUCGGAUGUCUCUUUUUAAGCAGGCACAUUUAUAGCUUUCUGUAAACUGAAGACACCAGCUUGGAAUUAAAUCACGUACUCCCAGUUUUCCAGUAUUUUUAAAUAAUUGUAAAUUCUUUGCUCUGUCUAUAUCUCCUGCUGCUAUGGGGCCUACUCUCUGCAGAUGGAGCAUACGCAAAACUUCCCGUAUGAAAGGUACAUGUGGAAAAAAAGUAGUGGCAUUCAGACCUGUAGUUUUUUUGUUAAGAGGAUCUCACAGAACACUAAAAUGUCGCCGGCAAAAUGGUAUCUGUCAAGCAAGCUAUAACUGAUGCAUGGCCUGAAAACUACUAAAAAUUUGUAAAUCCUAGCCUUGCAUUUUUAGGUGCUAAUCUUUAAAAUCUCUUUGAGAUGAGUGUACUUCAAGUUGAACCCUCAUUAUACCGUUUACAGUAUGUACAUUGUCUUAUAAUCAAAUAAUUUACUUCAGUUACAAGAAGGCAAGAUACUGCCUUUCCUCUUAGAUACUUAAAAGUUUCCUGGAUGGAGCACAUUGGAUUUUAUUUCUCAGUAACUUAUUUUUAUUUCCUAGGGAAUAUCUUCUGCAGGUGUCAUGCUAUACAGACAAUAACAUUCCCAAAUCAUCUCGUCUCCUUUAAUAAUGUCACUGUAAGAGGUGCUCACUUCAUCAUAAUUAAGAGAUGUUUACUCUUUGUUCAUAUCGUUAAGUAAUAACAAAAAUGUUUUGUGUACUGGAUUGAUGCCUUGAAAAAAUUCAGAUUGAAUUUCCUUAAAAGCAGCCAAGCAAACAUUCUGAGAACAUUUUUUUCUCCUCUGAAAUGCAGAUUGGUCCAUUUUGGGCAGGUUCAUAUACUGUGUGCUUCAACGUGGGGUUUUCUUUUCUUUGUAAAUGUUUCUUUUGACUUCUGCUGAGAUUUUGUGUGCCAGAAUUGGGUUCAUGAAGAGUGCCAUUACAGAAAUACCUGGUUUUGUUUACACAGUUUAUUUUACACAGUUGUAAUAAACUGCACUGUUACGGCUUGAUUAUAUGUCACUGUGAUGCUGUAUGUUACAAUCUUUUUGCUGCAACCAAGAAUUUAACACAACUAUUGAACAUCCAAAAAUUAAAUCUUUUUUAUUAUGAACUA